AAAAAAUAUAUGUCGAUAGAUACCACAUUGUUAGGUCUCUCUUUCUCUCUCUCACGUUCCUGCGCUCUCUCUCUCUCUCCCCUGUCUUUCUCUUUCUCUUUCUCUUUCUCUGUCUCUCUUCAUUUCUCUCUCCUCUCUCCUCUCUCCAGAAGGGGCAAACCUUAAAGAGCCGUUUACACCCAACCAAUUCUCAUGGAUGAUGACGCAUUGAACAUGCGCAAUUGGGGUUACUAUGAGCCGUCCUUUAAAGGGCAUCUUGGUCUGCAGCUCAUGUCAACCAUGGCAGACCGUGACACAAAACAUUUUCUUCCCGGUCGUGAUCCCAAUAGCAUUAUGGUUAACACAGCAAAUGGAACCUUUCAUCCCCGGGAUUGUGUUGUUUCAGAAGCUCCUGUCCCCAUGAACUAUGUGAGAGACAGUUGGGCAAACCAGAGAGAUAAGUUUCUCAAUAUGUUACCUGCUAAUCCUAACUAUGGCGUUCUCCCAGAAACUUCUGGAGCUCACUCCUUACAGAUUUUACAACCACAGGAUCCAUCAAUGGAUGAGAGAAUGGUUAAAAUUGAAGAGCCUCUUGUUAAAAGUGAGGAUGGCCAAAUGAAGAAAAGGCAGAGUGGAGGUGCCCCAAAAACACCAAGAGCAAAAAAGCCUAGGAAGCCAAGGGAUAAUAACAAUCCUUCGGUUCAGCGUGUCAAGCCAGUGAAAAAGAAUAUGGAUGUUGUUAUAAAUGGGAUUGAUAUGGACAUCUCGGGUAUUCCUAUUCCAGUUUGCUCAUGUACUGGAACCCCCCAACAAUGUUAUCGAUGGGGCUGUGGUGGUUGGCAAUCGGCUUGUUGUACCACAAAUGUGUCUAUGUAUCCCUUGCCAAUGAGUACCAAAAGGCGUGGUGCCAGGAUUGCUGGCCGUAAAAUGAGCCAGGGUGCAUUUAAGAAGGUGUUGGAGAAACUAGCAGCUGACGGUUAUAAUUUUUCUAACCCAAUUGAUCUGAGGACUCACUGGGCAAGACAUGGUACCAACAAGUUCGUCACUAUCAGAUAAGUUGGAUGGUGCCAUUAGUGGGAUUUACAUUGCAUUAGGUCUGCUUUCAUAUGUGUAUAUAUAUGUGGCCUUUUGCAGAUAUCUGCCUGUUACUAUGUAGUCCAUGAGUUUUCAGUGUCACUGAAGCAUUCGCAAAAUUCAGGCAUCUGGUCUGGGUUCCAUUUUUUCUUUUUGACUUGUUUUGUUUCUGCUUAUGUGCUUAAGGCGACCUGUAAACUUUGGCCACCAGGAUUUAUUCAAGAGUUGUCAUUUGUUGGACCAUUACUUUUAUAUAAUAUCUUUUCAGCUGUCAA
Messenger RNA from Carya illinoinensis, 1328 nucleotides. Its product is annotated as protein BASIC PENTACYSTEINE2-like. The record is from RefSeq and is a predicted model, not a curated record. Gene Ontology annotation, molecular function: DNA-binding transcription factor activity; sequence-specific DNA binding. Bases 193 to 1035 code for a protein of 280 amino acids. The transcript is spliced from 2 exons. Gene Ontology annotation, biological process: response to ethylene. Lineage: Eukaryota; Viridiplantae; Streptophyta; Magnoliopsida; Fagales; Juglandaceae. Gene Ontology annotation, cellular component: nucleus.